AUGCUUCAGCAGGAGCUGACAGACUCAAUUGGGCAAUUAGAGUCGGACCUGCUGGCUUUAGAUAGAGACGCGUCUGGAUCCAUCCCGUGCAGGGAUUUUGCAAGGGUGCUGCUCCGCAAUGGCGGGUCGCGAGAGCAGGUGGAGGCGCUCACUGAGCAGUUUUCGACGGAGGGAAGAGAGUGUGUCCGCUACGCAGCUCUGCUCGACAGUGUGCGUCAAUUGGCGGACGGCAUGACCUCGCCGCCGUUGGCGCGGUGCAAUGAUAGCGGCUCGGCCCCCCGCUCUGCCUUCCUCCUUUCAGAUACGAGCGACACGUUGAGGGGCGCGGGGUCGACCGGGUUUUUGCAUACGAGAUCGCGGGCCUCUGCCACCCGUCCGAUGCCGGUGCGGGAGGGGAACCCUAGAAGGAAUAACCCGCGUCACGGCGCAUUCGUCUCGGCUGGCGACGACAAGGGACCUGAGAGGUUUUACUCCUCACGUGCAUCCACCAGCGUGUACAAACGGACCGGAUUGUUAGCACAGCAGUCCGCGGCAACUCAUCGCUUUGCCAUUUCGCGGCACAGAUCCACUGGUUCAGCGGCGAAUAGACAGGAACAUAGAUCCCCGCCUGUUACGGGCAGUGGCUCAAGGGCGGACAACUUUGUAGAGCGUGUCGUGGGGCGUGCCUCCUCUCCGUCGUACUGCACGUCUUCUGUGGAGCGGAUGCUGCAGACGGCGAGGGAGUGUGCUUUUUCGGGGAGUUUCUCCUCACUGGCGUCGGGGGGCGUGAACGAAUCGGCGUCGCACGGGACGUUGAGUAAGAGGAAAGGCUGUGAAGUCCGGCAGCCAUCAAACAGGGAGAUAACAGGUGUGGGGAAUGCGAGGCAGAUUGGGGUUGAAGGAGCAACAGUCAAACAACCGAACACGGGGGCAAAAAUGAUUAGAAAUAGUACACGCCGAUCCUUGUUUCAGGACACAUACUUGGGCGGCACUGUCCCGCCACAGGACAUAUCGAGAGUAAGCCAUGGAACUUUCAGUUCAUGGCUGGCUGGUCGAGGUGAGUUGAUUUCGCUUCGGGAGAUAUUCCGUGUCAUGGACACAGACCAGGAUGGUAUUCUCUCGCUGCAAGAGGUGUGGAACUCGUUUUCCCACCGUGGCAUUGGCAUUUCACUUCUGGAACUAGAUGCCCUUGCAGAUUCCUUGGAGCUGGACGUUUCUCGUGCGUCCGAUGUUUCUAGUGUUAAUGCCGGUGUUAGUGGUGACCGCGUAUUAAACGUGGCUGACUUCUGCAUGCUCGUGUCACGCAUGCGCUCCAGCCUCAUUGAGCGUAUUCGCCGUGCGGAGCUUUGGACCGCGGUUGCCCAGGAGUGCUCGCCCCCACCGGUUCCACCAGCAGAGCAUGCUAUAGACAGCGGCAGUGAGGGGCCUGAGGAGCAUUGUCGUCAGGGCGCAGAGAACGUCGCGGCAAUGCGGCGCAAUCAGUUGCCAUUGAUGAAGCCAGCGUUGUACGACUUAACGUCGGCGUCUCAGUCGCCACUGUCGCCCCCGUCGCCGUCUUCACCGCCUGCUGAAGUGGUAUACGGCCCCAAACAGCAGGUGUUGUUGCACACGGACGUCAAUAGCUUCAGCCCUCCACCGAGUGUGCACACAAGCGUGGCUGUCCACCAGGUGGUGGGGUCUAGUUCGGCCAGCACCCCGCUGGGGCGCGGCACGGUAGCUGCGGCAGCGGAGCAUCAACACCUUUCUGGCUCCCCUAUCUCCGUUUCCCCCUCACCUGAAAUGGAGGAACCGUUCAGAGCGCGUAUGACACCCACGCCUGGUGCAACAAUACCGUCACCCCCUCGUCGCUCAAAUACCGUCAGGGCAUCGGAAGUAACCCCCUGGCUGGACAGGCAGCAGGACUCUGUUUUGGUGACCGCCUCAAUGUCGCAGAGCCCACAUCCGUACGACCUGCCGAUAGAACGCGGGCUUAAACAGGAAAUUAAACUGAGUUUGCCACAGCCGUACUCACAUGCUGCUGUGGACCGUGCUGGAGUGCGACUGACGGGCAUUCAGGGUGUGCAGCCCGCUCCAUCCACGACAUGCACCAGAAACGCCGGCAAGGCGACAGGCUUGGUUAAUAACGACUACGCAAUGCUUCACAAUGAAAUAAUUGCGCGACAAAAGCAACGCAUGGAAGAAGACGAGUUUCUUAGACAACUGGAACAAGAGUUUCAGGAGAAGUACGGCAAUCUUAUAAGUGAGGGGAGCGUUGAGCGGACGGAAGAGGAGGAGGAGCGUUCACCGCCCCCGGUGAAUCACCAGGUCGAGACCAGCGAGACGAGGCCGUCAAACGCAAUCAUGCAUGGUGCGGCAAUGAACACUCCCAGAGAGGCAAGGAGGACGCGAUCUGCUUCUUUGUCUGUGGGUAAUGAAUUCUCUCCGGGUGGAGGAGCGUCAGAUGACAGCCGUGUGGGUGGAAGUUUGCUAAGACCGACCGCUUCCUCGCGGGCGCAUGCGCAGGAUAAGAAAUUUGUAUACUGUCCACCCAGGCGUGCUGCAUCGUUGAGCCAUGUUCGGGGCGCACUUAUUUGGAAGACGGGCACGCAGGUGAGGGAUGGAAACACCUUCGUAGACCCCACGCUUAGGAGACGAAGCCUCAGCGGCGGAGAGGAGCCCGUUUCCAUGCGUGCACGGCGCCACACCGUUGACAGGAAACGUCAACAGCAGCAGAGGUCACAUGCUGCAAGCCCCGCCGUUGCCCAUACGACUAUGUUUCGCGGUGAAAAAGGGAAACUAGUACAGGGCGGAGACACACGGAGUGGGCGGCUGUUACCCUUACCCAGAAACGGUGUAUCUGCAUUGAUGCAUCACCAUCACUCCGGCGGUGCGGCGGAUAGGCCCUUGUCGGGUCUCUUGGGCAGGGAAGGGCCUGGUGUGGUGCGCGUUUCGCUUGUUGCUUCCUCAGGAGGCGGCGGGAGCACCUCUGGGGUCUCUUCGGAAGUAGCACGGAGCACCUCUGAGGGUGCGGACGCGCGUGCACAGAGACACAAUCCGCCAAUGCCUGGGAUUCCACCACGCCCACCAACCCACACGAGUGCGUUGGAAGACGAUGCGGGCGGUGCCAACGAGGCCCACCCUCUGGAGCUGCCGCAGGAGAUUUCGGUAAAACUCUACGGGAGAUGCUCUCAGCUGCUUUCACUUUGCACAAACUAUGAUCGAUUACAUGACGGGUAUGUAUCGCCCAAGGAACUUGGCCGCGCUCUUUACACGGUUGCACCGAACUUGACGGAGGGUGAAAUUAACGCGUUGGUGCGUGUGGGGAUCGCCAAUGGGGGCGAUGGAGCCCGUUGUCAUUACACUUCGCUUGUUGGUACACUUGUGGUGCAGGAAAGCUAUGUGGGUCUCCGCGAUGGAGCCGCGUCCGAUGACGAGACUCCCACAAAGGCAAAAACCAAAGUAUCGCCGAAGGGGCCGUGCCGCGCCGUAGCAGCGUUGCCUGCCUCAGAACCACUGAUGAACCCUGCCACCCCACGCGUCACGUCUCGGCAUGUCGUGGAGAAUACCGAGGAAGUCACACUUGAGGAGCGUGUACGGAAGGGGCGACUGAAAAUGAGACGACUGUUGCGCGAGGAGCUGCUUGGCGCCUGCGAUGGCGAUUACCAUCGACUGCGUGAGGCCUUCUUCGCUUACGACGACAUUCGCACCGGCUUCCUUGAGGAGAAGGUCUUGCGAAAGUGUCUUGUGGAGCUGUUUCGCACCGCGCAACGGGUCAUACCUUCCUGGGUGAUGGAUCGCUGCAUUCGAAUGUGUCGCACACCGUUUGAGCGCGAGAUGAGUGCCACCACCCAUGACGACAGUGACGCCAAUGAUGGCAUGAGUGUACCCAAAGGGAGAAAAACGGUUGCUGCCGCGGUAAUGGUACCUCCACCCGAAUCUCCUGAGGAAGCGGCUGCACGGUGCCGCGUGCACGGCAUCCCAAAGUUGUUGUGGAGUGUCUUGUGCGAUUAUCGCUAUAUGCUGGAGGAGUUGCGUCUAUAG
Molecule: messenger RNA, 3999 nt
Organism: Trypanosoma rangeli
Lineage: Eukaryota; Euglenozoa; Kinetoplastea; Trypanosomatida; Trypanosomatidae
Product: calmodulin
Exons: 1
Coding region: 1-3999 (1332 amino acids)
Molecular function (GO): calcium ion binding
Source: RefSeq, a predicted model, not a curated record